AUGAUGAGGAAGAAAGUUCCCGAUUGGCUUAACAGCUCUCUCUGCCCAAUUUCACAGCCGCGACCUCCGUCGCCUCCCGUCGUAGUUCAAGAUCCUCCGCCUGAGCAGAUAAUCGACGAUUCUCGAUCCGAAGAUCAACACGAUGCGGUUCCUUCUGAUUUCGAUGUCUCUCACCAGGCUCAAUUGUUGACUGAGUUGUCGAGGAAGGUGAUGGAUAUGCGAGAAUUGAGAAGGAUCGCGUGUCAAGGUGUGCCUGAUUCCGCUGGGAUACGUUCUACAUUGUGGAAGCUUUUGCUUGGAUAUCUUCCGCCGGAUCGCGGGCUUUGGUCAUCUGAAUUAGCAAAGAAGAGGUCCCAGUACAAACAGUUCAAAGACGAGAUUCUCAUGAAUCCUUCCGAAAUCACAAGGAGGAUGUACAACUCCACAAGUGGUGAUGCUGAGGAUGCCGCCAAACGUGACAGGGCCUUGCUCUCUAGAUCAGAAAUCCCUCACGAUGAGCAUCCUUUGAGUCUUGGGAAGACCAGCGUAUGGAAUCAGUUCUUCCAGGAUACAGAAAUCAUAGAUCAGAUUGACCGAGAUGUAAAGCGCACUCAUCCCGAUUUCCACUUUUUCUCCGGUGAUUCAAAAUUCGCAAAAUCUAAUCAGGAGGCUCUAAAGAACAUAUUAAUUAUUUUUGCAAAGUUAAAUCCCGGUGUAAAAUAUGUUCAAGGGAUGAAUGAGAUAUUGGCGCCUCUAUUCUAUGUGUUAAAAAAUGACCCUGAUGAAGAAAAUGCAGCUUUUGCUGAAGCUGAUGCAUUCUUUUGUUUUGUUGAGCUAUUGAGUGGGUUCCGAGAUAACUUUGUCCAACAACUAGACAAUAGUGUUGUAGGAAUUCGUUCAACUAUUACAAAAUUGUCCCAGCUUUUAAGAAAACACGACGAGGAGCUGUGGCGUCAUCUUGAGAUCACUUCCAAAGUCAAUCCCCAAUUUUAUGCAUUUAGAUGGAUCACUCUCUUGUUGACUCAGGAGUUCAAUUUUGCCGAUAGCCUUCACAUUUGGGACACUCUUUUAGGUGAUCCAGAAGGUCCACAGGAGACUCUUCUCCGGGUAUGUUGUGCAAUGCUAGUUCUCAUUCGCAAGCGCCUCCUAGCAGGGGAUUUCACUUCAAAUCUCAAGUUGCUACAAAAUUAUCCGUCGACAAACAUUAGCCAUUUGCUCUAUGUUGCUAAUAAGUUUCGUGUACAGUCAGUCUAA
Molecule: messenger RNA, 1233 nt
Organism: Vicia faba (fava bean)
Lineage: Eukaryota; Viridiplantae; Streptophyta; Magnoliopsida; Fabales; Fabaceae
Source: the annotation of a GenBank genome assembly